Dermacentor silvarum is the source of this 1221-nucleotide messenger RNA. RefSeq lists its product as uncharacterized. The coding region runs from base 1 to 852 and encodes 283 amino acids. NCBI's taxonomy places the organism in Eukaryota, Metazoa, Arthropoda, Arachnida, Ixodida, Ixodidae. The record is from RefSeq and is a predicted model, not a curated record. The transcript is spliced from 2 exons.
AUGUGUAGCAUGGCUGCUACUUUUGGCGCCGUCCUUGUGGUAGCGACGGUUCUCACACUGGCGGCCGCCAACGGCAAGGCCGCGGUGAAGCCAGUUGCCGUGAAGGGCGUCCACCCGGUGGCCAAACCUGCGGCAGCCAGGCCAACGGUGGUGGUGGUGAAAAGGCAACCAGGCGCAUACGUGCAGCCCCAGUACGACUACUGGAGGCCCUGGUACACCUACGACACUCCUAAUCAUCACCACGGCAGGAAAGACAGCUACAGGCCUGUGCCCCACAAGCAGCCUCAACCGCAUAAGCACACGGAGUGGGGCCGUGGCGACGACAAGGCCAAGGGCGGCUACGUAAAAGAGGCGAAGCCCAUCGCCUAUGACACGAUCAUCCACGAAGAGAAGAAGGUCGUCGUCAAGGAGGAGCCCAAGCUCGUCGUCAAGGAGGUACCCAAAGUAGUAGUCAAGGAACAACCGAAGGUAGUCGUCGAGGAGGUGGUCGUCAAGGAGGUACCCAAGGUAGUAGUUAAGGAGGAACCGAAGCUAGUCCUAGAGGAGGUGAUCGUCAAGGAAGUGCCCAAGAAGAAGCAGAAGAAGCAUAAGAAGAUUAUCAUUAGCGAGACGGAAGACCACCAUGAUCAUGACUGCCUUUCCGACUGGUUCAAGAAACUCAACAAAGACUUAAAGAAGAAGAACAAGAAGUCGAAGAAGUCGAAGAAGUCCCAUGGGAAUACCAUCUAUUUACUCCGCCCCCAGACGCCGUACUACUAUUAUACCCAGGCUCCUAGCUACCAUGUACCUAGGUACAACGGCUACAAUGGCUACAACGGCUACAACGGCUACAAUGGGUACAAUAGAUACUAGGCCGAAAGCACCUACCCUUCAAGAGCGUGAAAUAAAUCAGCGAACAAAUCGAAUUAUUCUAAAAUGAAGCCGCCAGUUGGAAUAAACAAACAUAAAAGCACUGUAAUUAUUAUUUUUGGCGGUGGAAAUACAACGUAGAAACCAUAACUUGUCUAGCAGUACAUUCUUUUUCCCCUUUUAGUUCACAUUUAACAUCACCUUUACUUGUUUUUUUUUCCCGCAAACCAUGCAAUACGCUCACCACGAAGAUUAAGAAGCUUCACCUCCAGCUCAACUGCGAGUGUCCUGUCCAUUGAAUCAGAAAAACAAGAAACAAGAAAAUGCUGCAAGUGUGUUUGUUUACGCUUUUCGAAAUAAAUUGUAUUUAAA